AUUCCACGUAUCCGCAUCACCAGUUCUGUUGGAUGUUACAUGUGUCUAUUUUAAUAACCCACCGACGAGAGUCGAAAACGAUGGCGACGACGGCGAGUGUGUCUGCGGUAGCAAAAAUGAUCGAAGCUGGAGCGUUCGGACCGGACGGUCGUUUCGUUUCGUUCGCACUCGACGAACAGAACGCCAAAAAUGCUCAUUUCGCAUCGAUGAUACUGUAUGGGACUGUCAUGAUUGACCGCGAUGGCCGCCGCCAAAACCAUCAGCUCGUGUUCAAGCUCAAGCAUUCAUCUCCCGAUUUGCGGGCGUUUUUCAAGAACGAUCUACAGUUCCACAACGAGAAAUUAUUCUAUGAACGGAUCGCACCGUUCCUGUUGAUGUGCUGCCCGUCAAAUAACGACGACACGCAUGCAACAACUCCGCCGAUUUGUCGUUACUUUUACGGGCGUAACGAUUGUGGUGAAUUAUGGCACCGGGACGUGGGUCUUGGAAACGAGACCGUUUACGGAUACCAGUUAGCAGUCACCAAUCAUCGGUUGUGUUUGGAUUUCGAUCACCUGGUCGUUGCGAUCAGAGUUCUAGCAAAGUUCCACAGUUUGUCGUACAAAGCCAAGCACGUAAAUCGUGACAAGUUCACGGAUCUGGUGGCCAAAGUGAAGGAUACUCAGUGGAAUGACGACGGGCAGUGGCUUGUAAUAGACAAAGGACUUGGAGGGUUACUUUCUGUGGCUGUUGACAAGAUAAUAGAGCGUCGCGGAGACGAUGGACGUGCGCGCCAGUUUCAGACGGAACUGUUGGCCGACGCGUCAGACACGUUGAGACGUGUGAUGGAACCUGUCGAACCGCUGUCCGUCCUGUGUCACGGCGAUUUCAACCGUAACAACCUGAUGUUUAAGUACGACGACGAUGGCCGGCCGGUGGACGCGCUGGCGUACGACAUGGCCACCGUACGGUAUGGGUCGCCGGCGAUCGACUUGUCCUUUUUCUUGUACAUGAACACGGACCGUCAGACUCGGGACGAUCACUGGGACGCACUGUUGGACGCGUAUUGCGAGACGUUGGCCGCUGUCGCCGGUGACGUCCCUGUUCCGGACCGCGGCCGACUGGAUGUCGAAAUGCGCGAGCACGCGUUCUAUGGGUUGGCGCACGCGUCGUUUUUCCUGCGGAUCAUGUUGGAAGAACAGAAACCGAUCGCACCACUGGAAUUCAUCAAUAUGACCUUCGAUCAGGUAAAGGAUCUCUUGUUGUCGUUUGGUGGUGAACGGGCUACCGAUUGGGUGGCCGACAUCGUCCAACACUAUUUGGACACGUUGUUCGCCGAAACGUGAACAUGUUAAUUAUACGCAUACGCGUUUCCAGUUUUCCAUGAUUAUUAUACCCUCGUUCAAUCCUUAUUCUAUGAUAAUAUUAUGACAAUUCUCUAUCGCGAUAAUCGUCUUGCAGCAAAUUAUGUAGUUUUCAUAAUAUUAAAAUAAAUACAAAUUUUGUUUUUAUUUUAUGUGAUAUUAUAUCCUUCUGUACUUAUACUUGUAUGUGAAUAUUGUAAUUGACUUCAUGAUUUUAUACCAUUAUAUAAUUUUAUUUUUAAUCACUUAUAAAGACAACGAGUAUGCUUAUUUCCAUUGAAAGCAUUUAGAUGGAACCCGACCAUACUUAAUGAUAAAGUAUUAUUUUAUCAUCUCUUGCUCUGAAAAAUGUAAUGGUUUUUUAAAUUUUUAGCUUUAUAUAAUAUGUUUAUUAUCGGUUGAUUUAUAUGUCUUAAUUAAA
Messenger RNA from Rhopalosiphum maidis (corn leaf aphid), 1764 nucleotides. RefSeq lists its product as uncharacterized. Lineage: Eukaryota; Metazoa; Arthropoda; Insecta; Hemiptera; Aphididae. The record is from RefSeq and is a predicted model, not a curated record.